Molecule: messenger RNA, 1616 nt
Organism: Psylliodes chrysocephalus
Lineage: Eukaryota; Metazoa; Arthropoda; Insecta; Coleoptera; Chrysomelidae
Source: the annotation of a GenBank genome assembly
UCAAUAAUUGUCAACUGGUGGGGUCAAUUUUAUAUUCUUAUGAAAAGAUUUAGGAAUCAUUAGUCGUUAGUUAGUGAUAACCUUCCCUGUGAUAUAGUCAACUGCCAAGAUACUCGAGAUGGGAAAUCUGCAGUAUUUCUGUCUUGUCGUUAUCCUACAAUGCUGUGCAUUAACUCUAGGUGAGCCUUCUUAUUAUAGAACAUACAGAGUCCUUUCAGGAAAUCCGUCAACUUAUUACGGGAAUCCCUACUACGACCAUCCUUAUCGGUAUGCGAGCAAUAGCGAUGUCUAUAUUACCGACAGAUAUGGAAGAACUUCUCUCCAAUCAGGAGCCAAUUAUAGAGUCAGUUCUAUUACCUCAACAACAUGUACUGCCAGUACGUGUGGACAAAACGCUCAAUGUCAAGUAGUAUCUGGACGGCCUGUAUGUUCGUGUCUUCGAGGCCAUUCUGGUGAUCCACUGUCUUACUGCAAAAGAGAAGAAUGCUUGGAUGACACAGAAUGCAGAGGCCACCUAGCGUGUAGAAAUGGAAAAUGCAUAGACCCAUGUGUAGGAACUUGUGGAGUAAACGCCAACUGUGAAGCUAGAAGAGGAGUACCGAUUUGUACCUGUCCACCGGGUUAUACAGGAAAUCCAAUACAAUCUUGUAGAAGAUUUAACCCUGAGGAACUUUGUCAUCCCAGUCCUUGCGGAGCAAACACUCACUGUGAAGUUAGGAACGAAGUGCCGACUUGCUCCUGUCUUCCUGGAUUCCACGGUUCUCCGACGUCCGGAUGCCGACACGAGUGCGAAAGUGAUGUGGAAUGUGGUCCAAUUCAAGCUUGCAUCGAAUUCAAAUGUCAAAAUCCUUGUUUGAGCCAAUGCGGUAAAAAUGCCGAAUGCGAAACGAUAGCCAAUCACAGAGCUGUCUGUAAAUGUCCUAAGAACUACUUUGGAAAUCCUUACUCAUCUUGCCAACCAGAAUGUUACGGCGACGUUGACUGUCCCAGCUCUAGACCGGCCUGCUUCUAUGGUAUAUGCAAAAGUCCAUGCGAAGGAGCUUGCGGCGUGGGAGCCAAUUGCGAACUCAGAGGACUUACUCCGGUAUGUUCGUGCCCCAGAGAUAUGACUGGUGAUCCUUUCGUACGUUGCAGACCCUUUGAACCAAAAGACUUGUGCGAACCAAAUCCAUGCGGCAGCAAUGCACAUUGCGAACCUGGUUUUGACAGGUCCAACAAUGAACGCCCUGUUUGUACGUGUCCACACGGUUACACAGGGGAUCCACUUAGAGCUUGCUUCAAAGGAGAAUGUACUGAUGACAGCGAAUGUGCUGACAGUCAGGGUUGUAUCGAUUUCAAAUGCCAAAAUCCUUGUGGCAACAAAUGUGGUGUCAACGCUAAUUGUGAUGCUCGUCGCCAUCUUGCUGUAUGUACCUGCCCUACGGGUUAUACUGGUGAUGCCCUUAUCCAGUGUUACCCGAAAACAUAUUCCGAAGCUAGAGGAAGAUCUUUGUACUACAAAUGAAAGGAAUGAAUAUGUAUAUAGUGUUAUUAAAAAAAUUGUUUCAAAUUAAAAUGCCUAAGUUAACUACUAGUUUUUGUAAAAUAGCAAUUUAAUAAAAUUUAAAUAGAAAGUA